CGUGGCCCCCCUCUCCGACCGCUUGUUUGGCUGCUGCCGUCACCUCAUGGCGACGCGAGUAGAAGGGGUAGCGCGGGGAAGAGGCGGCGGCGAAGAGGCUACCGAGCCGGGACGGGGCGGCCGAAGGCGCAGCCCGCGGCAGAAGUUCAUAAUUGGCACAAUGGAAGAAGCUGGACUUUGUGGCAUAGGUGUAAAAUCUGAUAUGUUAAGCAGUGCUCAGCGAAAUGAUAUUCUGCAACAUCAGGAAUCUCAUUGCCAUGGUUCAAAUAGCAAAAAAUCAUUGGAGGAAGUUGAAGAGAGUAACUUUUUAACCAAGAAUAGAAAUUUAGUCAGCACAGCAUAUUGCACACGAGAAUCAAGAGAGGAAACACCUGGUCGAGAAGCUCGGACAGACCCACCAGAUGGUCAGCAAGAUAUAGAGGGUGACAAAAACAAAGAAAAAACUUUAGGAAAAGAAGUUUUGUUGUUGAUGCAAGCCUUAAAUACUCUUUCAACUCCAGAAGAAAAACUGGCAGCCCUUUGUAAGAAAUAUGCCGAUCUUCUGGAGGAGAGUAGGAAUGUUCAGAAGCAGAUGAAGAUUCUUCAGAAGAAGCAAGCCCAGAUUGUGAAAGAAAAGGUCCACCUGCAGAGUGAGCACAGUAAGGCUAUUCUAGCUCGAAGUAAAUUGGAGUCUCUCUGCCGGGAACUUCAGCGUCAUAAUAAGACACUGAAGGAAGAAAAUAUGCAGCAAGCACGAGAAGAAGAAGAAAGACGCAAAGAAGCAACUGCACACUUCCAAAUUACUUUAAAUGAAAUUCAAGCUCAGUUGGAACAGCAUGACGUUCAUAAUGCUAAACUUCGACAAGAAAACAUUGAAUUGGGAGAGAAAUUGAAAAAACUUAUUGAACAAUAUGCAUUGCGGGAAGAGCAUAUUGACAAAGUGUUCAAGCAUAAGGAGCUACAGCAGCAGCUUGUAGAUGCCAAACUUCAGCAGACAACACAGCUCAUAAAAGAAGCUGAGGAAAAACAUCAGAGAGAAAGAGAGUUUUUGUUAAAAGAAGCCACAGAGUCAAGGCACAAAUGUGAACAAAUGAAGCAACAGGAAGCACAACUCAAACAGCAGCUUUCUCUUUAUAUGGAUAAGUUUGAAGAAUUCCAGACUACCAUGGCAAAAAGCAAUGAACUUUUUACAACCUUCAGGCAGGAAAUGGAAAAGAUGACCAAGAAAAUUAAAAAACUGGAAAAAGAAACAAUAGUUUGGCGUACUAAGUGGGAAAACAACAAUAAGGCCCUUUUGCAGAUGGCUGAAGAGAAAACUGUUCGAGAUAAAGAAUACAAGGCGUUUCAAAUAAAACUGGAGCGUUUAGAGAAGCUGUGCAGGGCUCUCCAAACAGAAAGAAAUGAGCUCAAUGAGAAGGUGGAAGUCCUUAAGGAACAAGUCUCUGUAAAAGAAGCAGACACAGAUCAAACAGUGCCCGUGUUACAUCCAUGCACUCUUCUUGAUUCCCACAAAAAGCUGAAAACUCCCUCUGAAAAAGAAAUGGGGCUUCCCCUCGAGGCCGAGCACAAUGCAGCAGAUGAAGGCGAUGGUUUUCAAGAGACUGUGUCCGUGAGUUCUGUUCCUGACACUGAUUCAGUUGACUAAAAUGAAGUGUAAACACUGUAUUGAGAGAUAUAUUUUGUGUAUAACUUUCUCUGUUGGUGGUAACUAUUGGUUUUGUGGUGAAAAAUUUCUUACUUUUUCUACCAUAUCUGUAUUUUCUUAGAACUACUGGACUUACGUGGUACAGAAAGCUGCCUAGCAGCUUUGAAUAGUUUUAAUCUAUAAAUUUUCCACAACUGUGUUGCACAUCUGCCUCAUUUUUUCCCCUCCUUUCAUAAGAAUGCAUGUGUGUGUUGCCUUGUCCAUCUUUUCUCUGCCCCUUGCACACAGAAAUCCAUGAUUAAGACUUUUGUUAAGGGAUACAUAACAGGCUUACCAUUAUCUGUAAUGGUAACGUUUUCUUAGUAUGAAGAUACUGUUUCUUGGUAUAUUGAUGUGACUUUUCACCCUCCAAACAAGGAAAAAAACUCACAAUUUUUAGAAGACACUUCUACCUACUGGCCUAUAAGAGUGUCAAAUUAUCUCCCACUAACAUGUGAAAAGAAGAAUACAGACUUGGACAAUAGCAAGAUUUUGCAGUGACCUGGCUUUUCAGCUUUGCAAAGAAUAAUUUCAUUUGGAUGGAUUGGCACUGUUGUCAUAUGCUUAUCAAAGUUGUGGCAUAGUAUUUACUCAGUCAUGAAAGAUUUACAGUGUAACUUGCAAGAAGAAAUACACAUGGUGUGUACUGGAUGAGAACAGGUUUAAUGGGUAUAAUAUGUAAAUGGGUUUAAUAUAUAUAUAUAUAAGUAGUCAUUAGGCCUGUUUCAUGUAGUGAGUUGGCAACAUGGUUGGUCCAGGUUAGGUAGGGAACUGCAGAGAAAUAAUAAUAUAUGGGUACGGAAGAUACUUUGCUAUGUGCACUGUCCUUCAGGCAAUGCUUUGUUAGAGAUCACUGUUAAACGUUUGAAUCAUGGUCUCUUUGAAUGAAACUUCCGAAAAUGUUUUAAGUUACCAGGCUAUUUUAAACCGGCAGAACACCCAUCUGGUUCAAAGUCGCAACUUUAAAAAAUCUGCAUGUUAAAGUGAAGGACCAUAAGUAAAACUACUACACUUUAAAAAAUUAUAUGCAAAUGUUCUGGAGUUAUGCUUCCUAUGAGUUAAUACCAAAUUGUUUUGUAUGAUUUUAAAAGGCUAUUUCAACGGGAAUAAUCCCUGAAGCAGAAAGGCUGGGACCAAUAUUUUAAUUAUUAAAAGACCAGGCAGUGUGUAGCCAGGGACUGAUAAUGCUAUUUAUGCCCAAGUAUGCUUGCUUAGUUUUCAUUUUCAGUUGCUAUUCAUUUUUUUUGGAGGCGGGGGUGGUGAGGCAAUCGAGCUUAAGUGACUUGCCCAUAGCCACACAGCUAGUAAGUGUAAGAUGUCUGAGGCUAGAUUUGAUCUCAGGUCCUCCUGAUUCUCCAAGGCCUGUAUUCUAUCCAUUGUGCUCUCUAGCUACCCCCUGUUGCUUUCAUUCUAAAAGAAAUGCAAAAAAAGGUAAUAUUUUCUGGUACUUAAUUUUAUUUUUUUUGCACUUAACUUGAAGAGGGAUUUCUAAACCAAGCACAUAACUUGAUGAUUCUCUUUGCCUAAAUAAUCCCUUUUGUCACAGUAUACUUACCGUGAAUGUUCAGACUGCACUGAUGAAAGGUUUCUACCUUUAUGUGAAGUUAAACCAUUGAGAUCAUGUAGAUCUGUUUCUAUGGUAAAGUUCUAAAUCUAAUGCAUUUGUUAGCUCACACUGCUGAACAAAAUUCUUAAACUGAUGUACUUUAAACUAUAGCAGCACAAAAGAACUCUGUUCUGUGCAGGUGAGAGAUGUUCUUUCAGUCAGAUUUGCACAGCUUGUUACAAUAGAGGUUGUAAGUAUGAGGAGGACAAGAGGAAGGUAGAGGUGGCCAGCUAGCCUCUAAAUUUGUAAAUGCUAAUCAUGUUAAAAACCAAAGGGCAAGGCAGUAUAGGAAUAGGUUCACAUGAAACUACAAAAUGACUUGACUGUUGUGUUGUAAUGAGGCAAUUUGGACUAGUUGGUUUCAGUGGCACUGAGCUGCAGUUAUUAUAUCAAACAUGGGACUUAUUAUUUUCUUAAAGGUAAGUGUAGAUUCGUAUAUCAGAACAGCCUACCUUUAAUUUAGGACAAACUCUUAAAUUUCUGAACCAGUGGAAGAUGUAGCUCAAACAUUUCAUAAGCCAGUUGUUUAUCUUCCAUAAAUUUCUACAUGGUGCUUGCUUUGCAUGGAAGAUAGAUUUUGGAUCCUGUUGUGCAUUUUUAAAAGGCUUUAAAAAGCAAAGGGUUAACAUACAGUACCUUUCCUCCCGUUUUCACUUUAACUUUCUCUACUAUCUAGAUGUUAUAACAGGAACAAUAGAAAGUAUUUCUGAAGACAAUGCAUUACCUUUGAAUGGGUUUUAUUUCUCCUUCAGUCCUCUAUCUCAACAAAAGAAACAAGUAGGCUUGCUGAAUGACUCCUUUAACUAGUCUCCUCUCCAAGUAAGAUGAUUUGCGAGUCCAGUAGUAGCACACCCAACACUUAGACUCAGCUUUACCAUAUAGUUAGUCAUUGCAGUGACUGCCAGGCAGACCCCUAGUACAUACUUUAAAAUAUUAUUAUUCAGUUCAUUUAAAUUGCAUUUCUUGCACUAUCAUUGAAUCAAGGUGUGGUAGUCUAUAAUGAUAAUGGCCUCUGAAACUUGGGCCCUGUAUUAAGAGACCAUUUCAUCAUUAGACCACAGAAGUUUGUUUUCUGAUUUUUAAGAGAGAAACAUUGUGUGUGUGCGCGCAUGCGUGCGUGCGUGUGUGUGUGUGUGUGUGUAUGCAAACUGUCCUUUUACUACACCUACACCUGGUUGUUACAGUUCAAUUCUCAGGUGUUGCAGAAAAUCUACCUCUUUCAGACUGUAGAUGGAAAUAACUGUGAAAAAAAAAAGUGAUGCAGAAAUCUAGUUUGUGCUAAACACUGCUUUAUUUUUACAACCCAUAUCUGCUUUCAUGAGGAAAAGAAUUGAUUAAUGAACAGGCAGUCUUGUUUUGCUUUUCAAAGACAUUUUGUAGAGAUUUUUCACUAAUGUGAAUCUGAUUUUAUCUACUCAAUUCUGUAUAGAUUAAGUAAAUAUGUAUGCUUAA
Molecule: messenger RNA, 4721 nt
Organism: Trichosurus vulpecula (common brushtail)
Lineage: Eukaryota; Metazoa; Chordata; Mammalia; Diprotodontia; Phalangeridae
Gene: TXLNG
Product: taxilin gamma
Exons: 10
Coding region: 47-1624 (525 amino acids)
Biological process (GO): regulation of cell cycle
Molecular function (GO): syntaxin binding
Source: RefSeq, a predicted model, not a curated record